This is a messenger RNA of Impatiens glandulifera, 3173 nucleotides long. Its product is annotated as probable LRR receptor-like serine/threonine-protein kinase At1g06840. Gene Ontology annotation, molecular function: protein kinase activity; ATP binding; protein binding. Lineage: Eukaryota; Viridiplantae; Streptophyta; Magnoliopsida; Ericales; Balsaminaceae. Gene Ontology annotation, biological process: protein phosphorylation. The transcript is spliced from 21 exons. The record is from RefSeq and is a predicted model, not a curated record. The coding region runs from base 130 to 2979 and encodes 949 amino acids.
UUUCAGGCGCAAUAAUCAGCACAACUCGACUUCCUCCGUCCUUGCAGUUUCGUCUUUUUUCUUCAAGGUUGUUCACCAAUCCGUCAACGAUUUCCAACACCCUUUAGCGUCUUUUGUGUCAGCAUAAUCAUGUCCUCUUGGUCAAGGGUUUGGUUGCUUGGAUCGUAUUUAUGGGUUUUGUUAUCUUUGUCUUAUGUACAUGGCCAAGUCACGGAUCCUCAAGAAGUUCGUGCAUUGCUCAACAUUAGGAGAAGCUUGAUUGAUCAAAAUAGAAAUCUCAGUAACUGGGAUCGCAAUGAUCCUUGUACGUCAAAUUGGACCGGAGUCAAUUGCUACAAUAUGACUAUGAAUGAUAGCUAUCUACAUGUCAAAGAACUGCAACUGCUAAAUAUGAAUUUAUCAGGCACUUUAUCUCCAGAGCUUGGGCGUCUAUCUUAUCUUCAAAUUUUGGAUGUUAUGUGGAACAAAAUAACUGGUAAUAUACCAAAAGAGAUUGGCAAUAUUGCAUCUUUAGAACUCUUGCUUCUGAAUGGAAAUCAACUUUCUGGGCCAAUACCCGAUGAAAUUGGCUUCCUUCCGAACUUGGACAGAAUUCAAAUAGAUGAGAAUAACAUUUCUGGACAAAUACCUAUUUCAUUUGCAAACUUGAACAAGACAAAGCACCUCCAUAUGAACAACAAUUCGCUUAGUGGACAAAUUCCACCUGAACUAUCUAGACUGCCUAAUCUUGUUCACUUGUUGCUUGACAACAAUAAAUUAUCAGGAUAUCUUCCACCCGAGCUUGCAAAUCUCACGGAGCUUCGGAUCCUGCAACUGGACAACAAUAACUUCAAUGGGAGUGUUAUACCAUCUUCUUAUGGAAAUAUGGAAAAGCUGUUGAAAAUGAGUCUCAAAAACUGCAACCUACAAGGACCCAUUCCAGAUCUUAGCAGGAUACCAAGACUUGCUUACAUAGACCUUAGUGGAAACCAGCUUAGCGGUUCCAUACCGCAGAAAACGCUCUCGGAGAAUAUGACGACUGUUGUUUUGUCGUACAACAAUCUAAAUGGGAUCAUUUCAACUAACUUUUCUGCUCUUCCUCGUCUAGAAAGACUGUCUCUUGGGAACAAUUCGUUGAAUGGUUCUGUUCCAUCUUCAAUCUGGCAAAAUAGAAACGGACUUAUCAGACUUCUUGUGGAUUUGCAGAACAACUUGCUGACAAAUAUUUCUGGUAGUCUGGAUCUACCUUCCAAUGGCACUGUUAGGCUUGAUGGGAAUCCUAUAUGUUCAAAUGGAAGCUUGAUCCAGUUCUGUCAAACUCAGAAUAGAGAUUUCAACAAUUUUAAUGUCUCAACAAACUCUGCUAUUGGUUGCCCUCCAUUUGCAUGCCCACUCUAUUAUGAAUAUGCUCCAGCACCUCUUUCUGGAACUUGCUUCUGUGCUGCACCUUUGCUUGUUGGAUAUCGGUUGAAAAGUCCUGGAUUUUCAGAUUUUGUCCCACAUGUUCACACCUUUGAGCAGUACCUUACUAGUAGUCUCAGUCUAACUUUUUAUCAGCUUAAUAUUUCUUCAGCAAUGUGGGAAGAAGGCUCUCGACUGAGUAUGUUUUUGAAGAUCUUUCCCCUUAACAUUAAUAACCUUACACAUGAAUUCAAUUCAAGUGAGGUUAUGCGAAUUCGUGGCAAGUUCACUAGGUGGAAUAUUAAUCACAGUGAUCUUUUUGGACCUUAUGAACUUCUCAACUUCACAUUGUUGGGCCCUUAUGCAAAUGUGAUUUCCUUGCCUCCAACAUCUGGAAUUAAUAAGGGUGCACUAGCUGGUAUCAUACUUGGAACAGUUUCUGGUGCAGUUAUAUUUUCUGCAAUCGUGUCGAUUCUUAUAUUGAGAGUAUACAUGAAGAAACAUCGUGCAGUUUCAAAAAGGCGUCUAUUGUCUAAGAUGAACAUUAAGAUUGACGGGGUAAAAGAAUAUACUUAUCGUGAGCUGGCAUCAGCCACACACAACUUUGAUAGCUCCAAUCAAGUUGGACAAGGAGGGUAUGGGAAAGUCUUCAAGGGUAAUCUAUUUGAUGGAACCAUGGUUGCUAUAAAACGUGCUCAAGCAGGCUCUCUGCAGGGGCAGAAAGAGUUUUUCACUGAAAUAGAACUACUUUCAAGGUUGCAUCAUCGAAAUCUUGUGACUUUGAUUGGCUGUUGUGAUGAAGAAGGUGAACAGAUGCUAGUUUAUGAGUUCAUGCCCAAUGGUACCCUAAGAGAUCACUUAUCUGGAAAGUCAAAAGUACCUUUGGGUUUUGCUAUGAGAUUGAGGAUUGCACUUGGUGCAGCCAAGGGCAUACUAUACCUCCACACUGAAGCCAAUCCUCCAAUAUUUCAUCGUGAUAUCAAGACUAGCAACAUAUUGUUGGAUUCCAGAUUUAUCGCUAAAGUUGCAGAUUUUGGACUUUCACGACUGGGACCAGUUCCCGAUGUUGACGGAACUUUACUUGAACAUGUAUCUACAAUUGUGAGGGGGACUCCGGGUUAUCUAGAUCCCGAAUACUUCCUCACCCACAAGCUGACAUUCAAAAGUGAUGUUUACAGCCUUGGUGUUGUAUUUUUGGAGCUUCUGACAGGAAUGCAUCCAAUCUCACAUGGCAAAAACAUAGUUCGUGAGGUGAACCAUGCACAUCGAGCCGGUACAAUUUCUUCGAUAAUAGAUGAUAAAAUGGGGUCAUAUCCAUCUGAAUGUGUGGAGGAUUUUGUGGUCUUAGCCCUAGCAUGUUGUCAAGAUGAGACCAAUGAUCGUCCGACUAUUACAGAGGUGGUCCAGAUUCUAGAAAGUAUAUGGGCCAUGACACCACAGGAAUCUGAUGUCGACUCCACAUCAGAACCUUAUUCUAGCAAUUCAAUUACUCCUCAUUCAUCAUUGGCAUCGGGAAUUAAAAAUCGUGAUUUAUCAACUGAUAUCUCAGGCAGUGAUCUUGUUAGUGGAACCACCCUUCCUAGUCUCUUACCCAGGUAAUAAAUACAUUUUUCAAUCAUCAUUGUAUAUUUAUUCAUCUCUGUAACUAUAGCAUACUGUAGGUGGAAUAUUAAGUUUGAUAUUUAGUCACAGUUAACUUUUUUUGUAUGCAAUUGUAGCUAUUGUUAAGAGAAACAUAUUGUGGUUGUAUAAAAUAGUAAAUAUAAAAUUGUCAAGACUCUUAGGCCUUCUUC